AUGGCUCGCGCGGCCGUGUUCAUCCUCGUCGCUCUGUCGCUUCUCGGCGUUGCGUUAGCCGAAGUCGCAGCACAGGAUGUGCUCGUUCUCGACGAGAAGAAUUUCAAAUCUACCAUCGACGAUCAUUCCAAGGCAUACUUUAUCAAAUUCUUCGCGCCGUGGUGUGGUCACUGCAAGCGCCUGGCGCCGACGUGGGCGGAGCUGGCGGCGGCGAAGGUGGCGCCGGAGGUGGUGAUCGCGCACGUGGACUGCACGGCGUCGCGCAGCGUGUGCGAGGAGCAGGAGAUCCGCGGAUAUCCCACUCUCAAGGUGUUUGUGAAGGGAGAGGGGAAGGAGAAGUACUCUGGCGGGCGGGACCUUCAGUCCCUGAGCACGUACGUGCAGGAGGUUGCUGAGGAUUUCAAGGAAUCGUGGGGCGCGUCGAGACCGGCGGCUUCUCGACCAGCCGUAGCCGCCGAUUCCGCCGCUAUUUGCGCGUCUGGCGGCGACGAAGGGCACGGGCAAGGGCACGGGCGCGGGGAUAACGUGGGCGCAGCUCGGCGGGAAGAGGGGCGCGAGGGGGGAAAGGGCAAGGCGCAGUGGCGCGUGGAGGCUCCGCAAAAGGGGCGGGAGGGGCCGGAGGAACAGCAGGCGGAGGAGGACGAGGAUAUGGGGGGAGCGCACGGCGGCGGGGGGGGCGCGGAGGACGGCGGGGAUGGCGGAGAUGCGGGGGACGGGGGGGAUGGCGGGGAGUUGCGCAAGGGGCAGUGGACGGCGGAGGAGGAUGAGCUAUUGCUGAAGUGUAUUCAGCAAUACGGAGACGGCAACUGGAGCUCCAUCCCGAAGCGCGCAGGCCUGCGGCGGUGUGGCAAGAGCUGUCGGCUGCGGUGGGCCAAUUACCUGCGCCCGGAUCUGAAGCGAGGCGCGUUCUCGGACGACGAGGAGGACCUAAUUAUCCGCCUGCACGCCGCGUGGGGGAACAGGUGGGCGAAGAUCGCGUUGGAGCUACCAGGGCGCACGGACAACGACAUCAAGAACCACUGGAACACCAAGAUGAAGCGCCGCCUCAAGGAACAGGGCAUCGACCCCGACUCGCACCGACCCCUCUCCUCCAUCUCCCCAGGUGCGCUUCCGCCCUCCCCCUGGCUUGGCGCUCUCUCCCCUCGUCCGCUCUCUCCCCUGUUGUUCAAGGUUCACCUUUUCUUGACUUGA
Messenger RNA from Closterium sp. Yama58-4, 1191 nucleotides. NCBI's taxonomy places the organism in Eukaryota, Viridiplantae, Streptophyta, Zygnematophyceae, Desmidiales, Closteriaceae. The record is from the annotation of a GenBank genome assembly.